GAUAUCAACUUUCCCAUCCUAUCCCAUCCCAUUCCAUCCCACGCUUUCAGUCUUGUACUCCACGCUGCCCAAAGAUUCAUAAGUUCUUAACCCAAAAAUGUAUGUAGAUCCCUUUUCUUCCAUAUUACACUGCACUAGCAAAGAACCCUUGAAUCUAUGGUAGCUAGUUAUCAAUUGUAUGUGAUCGAACUGUUCAGUUCUCGGCCCUCCAAAUUGAUACUUGUCUGGAGCUAAGAGCAUUCUGAGCCCAUUGCGGCAAAAUCGAUAUCGAGAUCUAAAAUUACAAUCAUGUCGUCGCCAGAUGGUGGGAUGACUGUGGAGGAUAUAUGGGUCACCACAUCGUCAACCAUGGUGGUCGCAUGGUCGAAAACCACAAGACGGAUGCGGGUGGUGGGUGGUGUGUUUUUAUUUUUUAUUCUUUCCAUUCUGCUGUUGAGACCUUCGAUACCAGAACGUCCCUCACUCCCCUCACUCCCCGCGAUCCCCAAAGUAACUCUUGACUAUGGUGCAUCAACGCCCUCCCAAUUCAAUCAAUCCAAAGUAGCGCUUCUGAUUGAAAACCGCGUCAAUCCAAUCCUUUCUCCUCUCGUGUUACAUUUCAUGUCUGUCGUGCCUCCCGAAUGGCGGUUCCGCUUUAUGGGUAGUCUUGAAUCCGUCGCGCAUAUGAAUGCCAGCCGGGCAAUUCGCCAGCAUGUCAAAUCGGGAAAACUCGACCUGACGUACAUCCCCGCCAACAUGUCCACAGGGUCCCAGGAAGAAAUCAGUAGAUUUCUUACGAAUCUAUGGCUCUAUGAGACGGUUCUACAGCCUGCAGAGUGGUUACUUGUUUUUCAGACAGAUAGCAUGCUCUGUGCGAAUAGUAGACAGAGUCUUAACAACUGGCUGGAUUACGAUUGGGUAGGAGCACCAUGGAAUCCCAAUGGGAAGUUUGGAGGAAAUGGAGGGUUGAGCUUAAGGCGCGUGAGCACGAUUAUCGAUAUUCUCCGUAAUCAAGUGCGAGUAGAUGACUCAGAGGCAGAAGAUGUGUGGCUUACCGAUCGAUUGGGACAUCGACCUGGGGCCAAACUUGCAAAUGGAACGACUUCACUCACAUUUUCGGGAGAAAUGCAUAGUGGACAAGGAGAACGAGUUGCCGCCGAGAAAAAGAAGGGGAAAGGCGCAGACGGGACGAAAGCUGGUGGGUUAAUCAAGGGGAUUGAUGAUUGGAGAGAUGGAUUUUAUGAACCGAUGGGUUAUCACACCGGUGGGAGUGGAGUCACACUUCAUGCGGGGAUAUGGGGAACACCCGAGAAGAGAAAACAUAUCUGGGAUUACUGUCCUGAGGUAAAGAUGAUUUUCAAAAUGGAUGCUGCCAAAUAUGUCCCAGGGGAUUGCAAUUCGAAUUGGAAACGAUGGGAUAUGGGACAAGAGGGUGUCGAUCAGGUAGAUGAGAAUGUGGAAAUCAUUGAUGGAGUGGAAUAUCCUAUGUUACCUGCAGGAUUAACACCGUGGUAACACGAGCUGGAAAUUCCUUCACGAUACUUUGCCAUCAAUCUCUACUUCAAUAUUAUUAUUUUCGCAUGUUUAUUGGCGCAUCGUAAGUUGGGAUGGGAUAUAGAAAAUGGGGCUGGGUAACAUAACAUAUGUAUGGUCUGCACAUCAUCAAUCAUUUUACUUUUUUCUGAAAAAAUAGAGCUAGAGCUAGGGCUAAGGUUAGAUCGAGCAAAUACUCGCUUCAUGGGAUUAUACAUCUAUCUAUCUAUCUAUCUAUCUAUCUAUCUAGAAUAAAAAUAGCGUUGAUUUCCCA
This is a messenger RNA of Botrytis cinerea B05.10, 1786 nucleotides long. RefSeq lists its product as hypothetical. The coding region runs from base 289 to 1494 and encodes 401 amino acids. The record is from RefSeq and is a predicted model, not a curated record. The transcript has 3 exons. Lineage: Eukaryota; Fungi; Ascomycota; Leotiomycetes; Helotiales; Sclerotiniaceae.